Messenger RNA from Blepharisma stoltei, 207 nucleotides. NCBI's taxonomy places the organism in Eukaryota, Ciliophora, Heterotrichea, Heterotrichida, Blepharismidae. The record is from the annotation of a GenBank genome assembly.
AUGAACCAACAACUGAUUUUGAUAGGUGUAAAUCUGGCUCCGUCCCCUCAAAUUAGAGGGCAAGAAAGCAGUACAUCAAUUACAGAUUCUUCAAUUCAAAACAAGAGUAUUCUCAAUGAGUUCCACAAAGCAAUAGUUGAGAAUACCACUCCAGAAAUUGACAUGAGCUCAAUAAAUUGCAACGGACUUGAUGAUUUUACAGCUUAA